AUGAACAAACGCCUCUCCAAACUCUUCAACAUGUCCACCAGCACUUCCCCAUCCAAAUCCUUCACACUCCUCGAGUUCCUCCCCGCCGAGCUCCGAGACCGCAUCUGGGAACAUGUCGUCGACCCCUUCCGUGUCCUGCGCAUAACCCUCUACCAAAGCGGCUUCCCACCUACCGCCCAAUUCCUAGGUUCCUUUCUCUACGGUCCGCCCUGGCAUGUAAAAGUCGGCUCUACCCCGAAUCUCAGAGAAGCCACGCGCCAUGUGCGCAAUCUGCUGCUGGUAUCCAAGGCGGUCUAUAAGGAUAUCAAGCUCCGUAUCCUGCCGGAUCUGCUUUUCGUGACGGUCGAUUGGGACGCGCCCUACUCGACAAUACCGAACUCCGGAAGGGGGGAGGUGGUGUACAGCAUUCCGUGGAACAGAAAGACGGAGAGGAUCUGUUUCGAGAUGGUGCAUCUGAACUGGCAGAAAAAGGACCGCGUGAGGUUGGUGGACUGGGGGAACAGGGAGGAAAUACAGAGGACAGGCAACGGCCUACCUGAUCCGCCGGUGUGGGUGAAUGAGACAGGGUAUGAGCCGUUUGGUCAAGACGACGGUGAUGAUGAUGAUGCCGCGGAGUCAGAUCCAGAUGAGAGUCGCAAUCCAUCCCGGCCGUCAAAGUUUUACCUCCCUCCCGCUUCGCUUCUGGUCGACCAGGACCAAAACCCUCGUCCUCCUGAUGCUGCUGUUGCUUUCCGGUACAAGCCCGACCCUAAAGCCCUCGGCGAGAUCUACAUCCCCUACUCGCAGGUCCGAACCUUGUGUCAACGUCAGAUCAGCCUCGUCCCCACCACCCCCAUUUUGGGUGAUGAACAUCAAGUCCAACAACAAGUCCAACAAGAAGCCCACUACAACUCCUCCAAUCCCGCUCCUCCUCCUAGCCAAGAUCCUCCGCGUCACCAACAUAACCCUCAUCGACGACGACUCCAUCCUGAAUAA
Messenger RNA from Sordaria macrospora k-hell, 975 nucleotides. RefSeq lists its product as uncharacterized. The record is from RefSeq and is a predicted model, not a curated record. Lineage: Eukaryota; Fungi; Ascomycota; Sordariomycetes; Sordariales; Sordariaceae.